Messenger RNA from Balearica regulorum gibbericeps (East African grey crowned-crane), 1443 nucleotides. The record is from RefSeq and is a predicted model, not a curated record. NCBI's taxonomy places the organism in Eukaryota, Metazoa, Chordata, Aves, Gruiformes, Gruidae.
AUGGAAUUAGACCACCUGAAGAGAUUGCGUCAGGCCAACCAGGACCUUCUACAAAGGCUCAGAAUGAAGCAGGAAGAGAUCAGAAAAAGACUUCCCAGCAAACCACUCCUUCCAGCAUCUCUUCAAAAUAGAACAGCUACUGAAAGAUCUGUCCCCUUGCCCGAGAGAGGGAAGGAAAAUGAGGUCAAUGCUGUGAAGUCUACCGCUGACCCUGCAAUGUUGGUGUCUGUGGAACCCAGAGCUUACACAGCCAGAGCAGCCCUCUGUUCAUCUCUUAAACAGAGCAGCAAUGACAGAGGGGUACAGCAACAACAAGCAAAGAUGCAGGAAGCUGUAGGUUUGGAUUCCAGCUUUCCUGGGAAAGAGAAGAAUGUUAUGGCAGUGUGUGAAAUCAUUAUGUGUGGCAGAGAAACCUCUGGAGUCGAUAGGGAUGGCCAUGCUCGAGGAAGUCCAGAGAAAGAACCCUUCCUUCUGAGGCAUGGAGAGAACAGAAAACCAUCCGCUCUGCUAUGUGAUUUCCAUGAGAAAAAACAGCUUAAGGGUCAUCUGGACCCAUCACGGAGCAAAAUACAAAGUGAAGAAACCAGCAAGCAGCACGUGGUCAUUAGAGAGCCCAUAAUCUGUAAAUCGGUCUUGGUGACAUCGCAGUCCAAAGAGUUGAAGGUAAACGUUGGUCAUGUGACUUUUCAGUCUGACCCUGAAGAAUAUACCAUGCCUGUGAGCAGCUGGUCCGUGCGCCCUUUCCUGGGCUAUGACUGGAUUGCAGGGCUCCUAGAUACAAACUCCUCAACAUCAGAAAAAUCUGAUCAAUACUUUGCUGAGCUGCACGAGUUCCGGCAGGCCAACAAAGAAGCAUGUAUUCAUGAGCAGCACAGGGAGCCCAAGGCUCUGGAUUACAUACUUCCUGAAGAAGAACCAGAUUUGAUAAGCAGUUCCCAUAAGUGUGUUUACUGUUACAGAUUAAACCAGCGCCUCUUUGCUGUCCCUGUGGAUUCAGAAUCUGCGUGCCCUGUGUGUAAGAUCCCACGUACUCACCAGCCCCCAGAGAUCCUGGAAGAGCCAGCCUAUGUCAGGGUCAGCAUUCCCAGGUCUACCCUUAUGCCUACCUACAAAUACAAAGCCCAUCGCAGGAAGAGCUUUGAACCAGCAGACAAUUUAGGAUUACCUUCGCAUUGCCUGGCUGGCUGGGAAAAUCUCAUCCCUUCCAGCGACCCCACACUCAGCAGUUUGGAUCUGCGAGCUUCACUGGAAGAGAAGUCUUUUCACCAUCCUCGCCUGAACUCAGUGUCCAGAGUGUCAGAAGGAACCAGAACUGACCAGCUUCUGAACCUGACCCACUUGACACACUUCAGAUUUAGCAGUGCUUCUCCGCAGAGGGAGCAAAACAAACCUGGACACUACAGAGCAGCUCCAAGUUUAAACCCGACUGCCUCAAUUCUGUGA